Messenger RNA from Boeremia exigua, 1764 nucleotides. RefSeq names its product acyl-CoA dehydrogenase/oxidase. The transcript has 3 exons. The record is from RefSeq and is a predicted model, not a curated record. Gene Ontology annotation, molecular function: flavin adenine dinucleotide binding; 3-methylbutanoyl-CoA dehydrogenase activity. Bases 306 to 1637 code for a protein of 443 amino acids. NCBI's taxonomy places the organism in Eukaryota, Fungi, Ascomycota, Dothideomycetes, Pleosporales, Didymellaceae. Gene Ontology annotation, biological process: L-leucine catabolic process.
CUCAUGCAAUCUAGCGUGACUGUCAGGAUAUCUUUCGGUAGACACUACAGUGAGCAGGUAUCUAACCAGCAAAUCAGUGCAUUUCGGCUAUGCAUUAGUUUCCUUGAGAUGCUAGAAACGAUUACGGGAUUAUCUCCUCCUCAUCUUGAAGUCGCCGACAUUGGCACCCGCAAUAUGGGCAAAAAGUGGGUGCAUAGCACGCAAUAUGUAGCAAGCCCAACUAGUACGAGAGGCUGAGGCCAUAUGAGGGCUGUAUUCUGCCCUUCUGAUUUGCGUGUACUUUUUUUUCUGCAGCUCAGUCAACGAUGGCUUCCACGAACGGCACCAAUGGUAGUACUACUCAUGGCAAUGCGAAGCAAGUCCCCUUCCGCGACCCAGCAGUCUACUCGGAGUAUGAAAAGAAAUGGAGCGAUAUACCAAAUGACGAGGUAGCCUGGCUUAAGCGUGCCCAAGAUGUUGCAGACGUUCUUGCCAUCGACGCUGCUGUGAGGGACCAAGAGAACAAAUCCCCCAGAGCUGAAAUCGCACUACUGAAGCACGCUGGCUUACUGAAGAUCCUCGGUCCAAAGAAGUACGGCGGUGGGGAGCAACCUUGGAGUGUAGGCUAUAAGGUUAUUCGCAAAGUCGCUGAAGCAGACGGCUCCAUUGGCAUGCUCUUAGGCUACCAUCUGCUUUGGAGCACCACCGCAAAUGUUGUCGGAACCGAAGAGCAAGCCGACCGGUACCAAAAGCUGAUCAUCGAGAACAACUACUUUAUCGGCGGCGCAGUGAACCCGCGAGACAAUGAUCUCAAGAUCACUGCGGAGGGGGACAAACUUGUUUUUACAGGCUUCAAGCACUUCAAUACAGGGGGUGUUAUCUCCGACCUGACGGUGUUGGAAGGCGACUUCAACACCACCGGCGACCACAUCUUCGCAUUUGUUCUCACCGACCAGCCCGGCAUCCAAUUCUCCCACGACUGGAACAACAUCGGGCUACGACUCACCGAGUCCGGCAGCGUCAAGAUCAAUAACGUGACAGUGCCAUGGGAAGACGCGUUGGGCUGGGACGCAGCACUGAAGAAACCCGACCCCGCCGCACUUCAGAUCCCAUUUGCAUCUCUGCUGCUCCCCACCAUCCAACUCGUCUUCAGCAACUUCUACCUCGGCAUCGCGCUGGGCGCACAGCACGCUGCGUCCGCGUACACCGUCAAGGGCACCCGCGCGUGGCCCUACGGUGGAGAUAAUAAGGAGCGGGCAACCGACGAGUUCUACAUCCUCGAGCGCUACGGCAACUUCCACGCACAUCUGCGCGCCGCCGUCGCGCUUGCAGACAGUGCCGGCGAGCAGGCGAGCCGCAUCUACGCCGCUUACUCGGGGCCCUUAGCGACGCGGGCGCAGCUCACAGCGCGCGAGCGGGGUGAGCUGGCCGAGUGGGUUGCGAGUACCAAGGUGGUGACUACGGAUACGGGGCUGCGGGUGACGGCGGGGGUGUUCGAGGUGACAGGGGCGAAGGCGACGAGUUUGAAGGUCGGGCUUGAUCGGUUCUGGAGGGAUAUUAGGACGCAUACUCUGCAUGAUCCUGUGGCGUAUAAGAAUCGGGAGCUGGGGAGGUUUCAGCUGUUGGAUGAGAUUCCGGAGGUGACGUGGUAUACCUGAUCAGGAAGUUGAGAUGCAUUUUGUUGGUAUGAAUGCCAGAGAUUAACCAAUCAGUUGUCGUGGUCUUGCUCUAGAUUCAAUGUGAAUUGUUUAGCAGUGAGCAGUAUGGUUGUAUCCGUGUCGGAAG